AUGUGCACAAUCUCCUUCGUCACAGCUGGAAUAUGUAAAGUGUUCACUGCAGCGUAUCAUUCGGUUAUUUUCAAGGUGAGCCAUCUCCUCGCUUCGGCGUUACUGGGCGGAUCAAGUCCUCUUGCUGUUAUGAAUCAAAUGACUAGUAGCGGGUCAUCGGCUAGCGUGGAAGCUCAAGGGGUGCCACUGCUUUCGGUUUUACAGGAUCAGUUUGCAUUGAGUCAACUGCUUCCACAUCUGCAGGGUGGCCAGAACCUCAAUAGCGUGAAUGCUAUCAUGAAUCCAGCCAUUGCCCUUUACUACCAGCACAUAUUGCAACAGCAACAGCAGCAGAAUGUAUUGCAACAACUUGUACAGCGGCCGCUCUCUCAAACCCAGACGGCUCUACUUCAACAUGCUCAGUUUCAGUCCCCUGUGCCAGGACCAUCGGGUAACGUUGAUUCGCAGUUGAAUGCACAGGAGCGACUGAUGAAUGCCUAUUUGAAUGAGCAACAACAGCAUGGUGUCGCCUACAAUAUUCUUUCCGAAGAUCCUGAACAGGCUCUGGUGAGCUAUCAGGUGGCAAGCGGCAGCCGCACGCAAAAUGUUCAACAUCCACAUGAUGGCACGUUUUCUGGAGCAAUUAGGAACAUUGGUGGCUCUGGCAACAACGCCGACGUAGAAUCAGUUGAGGAGAAAAUCUCGCGACUCAUCAGUGAAAACGAAGCAAUCGUGCAACCAAAUCAGACACUUCUGAAGCGAAGGCCAUACCAUCGACAAGCUGCUGGGCAGUCCUCAAAUGAGCAUGACGGUGGCAGUGCUGGAGAUUACGGCGCCAUCAGGACCUCCCCUGGAAUGCGAAAUCAUCGAGUGUUGCAGUCCAGCAGUCGCAGUCAGUCACACUAUGAAACUCUCACAAAUGCAAAAUCGGCAUUUGGUGGUAGUUUAACGUCGGGCUUGCCAAUAAGCAGAAAUAUCAAACAGGAUCUUUUACCGACGUGCUCGUUCUGCCUUUUGACUUUCCCUAAUGAAGCUGGACUGCAAGUGCAUGAGUUUCGAUGUAGUAGGAAGGUCGAAGCAAUACCUGCUGAAGUUGAGAAGUUAAAAGUCGACUCUUCACUCACGCUGCAAACUGUAACGAAAAAUUCCGAGAGUGAUGCCUACAGCAGACAUCCUCUCAAGAAAAGAUUAUUGGCUGCUGUGGCUUAUGAGCAACAGAGCCCUACGAAAGUUUCUAGACCGGAAUCAAGUGAGGUAGUUGUUAUAGACGAAGAAAAAACACCAAAAGCGGACAUGAAAGAGGCUAUAGUCGAAAUGGGUGUUGACCGCGAUGGUCCUUGUCGAAGGAUCACGGCUGUGUCGAUUGGUUUGAAUCAACAACGAGCUCAUUGCGUGGCUGCUCCAAUUGUGGUUUCCUCUAUGAUGCAACAAGUUCACGCUUCUGCACCGUUGUAUGCCCUUCAGAUAGCUGGAAGCUCGUCCAUUUUAGCAUCUCCGCCUUGUACAAAUUAUUUGCCUGGUCCAACAAGUGUGAAUCAGCUUCCGAGAAAAGAGGAGAAUCCAUUCAGUAUUGAGGGUCACAUGCUUGAUGGCAAUACUGAAAAACCAUAUACCUUGGUUUUGACGCAUUCUUGUAAAGUACCAUCUUCAAGUGAUGUUGCUACUGUUCGAAGGUCACGUGGGAGAAAUAUCACAAGUGAAACGUUUGUAUGUAUGCACCGCGCUCAGCCCAUGUUUGUUGAACAGAAGGGGAAUUUGUCGAUGUACAGCAACUGGCAUCAGGUAAGCAUAAACGAGACGGAAUCCAAGCUCAACUUGUUGUAUAUGGGUAUGUGCUCCACGAGGCCGCGAACUGGAGUGAAGCCUUUUUGGCGUUAUAGCGUUGCAAAUCGUGACCAUGGCCAGUACAAAAUGACACACUCUUCUUUUUGGGAGUAUCGAAAUAAGAUGAAACGGCAAACAGAUCAAACGCAGAACGCAAGCAGAGAGCAAGAUGCCCUUCAUUCUUUUGACACAAAUGAGCAAGAUACAAGGCCGGUGGUUGAUGAGGCAAAUGAUAUUGGUCUUCCUACUAAAGUGAGAAGUAAGGACUCGGUUACAACCGAAUUCAGUGAAGAAUUCUCAUCCGGAACCGAAGCAAUCGCUGCUGCGAACUUUAUACCUACUGCUGAUGAAACAAGGUUGUGGAAGCCAAUCAGGAAGCAAGAUCCUGUUAUUGGAGGUUAUCGGACAGAUGAGGUCUAUGUUUACGUCCGCGGACGAGGUCGAGGAAGAUACGUGUGUGAUAGAUGUGGUAUUCGAUGCAAGAAACCCAGUAUGCUGAACAAGCAUAUCAAAUCUCAUACGGACAUUCGCCCAUACAAGUGCAAGGAGUGUAAUUUUUCAUUCAAAACUAAGGGAAACUGGACGAAACAUCUCAACUCCAAAACUCAUCGGAGACGUUUGGUGCAAGGUUCUGGAAACGAUAGCGAAAAUGAAGACGGACUCGUGAUAGCUAGCCCAUGUGACGAUGAUGACGAUAUGAAUGAACAGGGAUACCCGUAUGAUGAAAUGGACUCGCUGUUGAAUAGAUCCAGUUCCGAUGAUGAAGCUGAUGAACAUUUGCCUCUAUCGCAAGAGUCCUCUGGUAAUGCGUAUAGGAAGUUUGGACAGGAAGUCAUUCUCUUCGAGCGUACGGCGCACACACCACCGUCACGGUGGAUGCUUGUCGACGAAGAAGUCGAAAAUAGGUGGCCUGACGCUGAACGAGUGCGGAACUGUAGCUCUGCUCCACCGUCGGCUACAAGUCCAACCAAAGAAGACGCCAAGGAAGAGCUUUCAACACCUUCAACAGUGUUUACCUCCAUAGCUGUCUCUGUAGUUUUGACAUCGUCUUCCACAUCCGAUUCUCAUCACUCCCAGCAGGAGCAACCCAAUUAUGUCGCGCAGCAGCCGGCUUCGUCGAUAUAUUCAUAUUCUUCCCGAGAGGAGUCUAUGAAGUGCAAUCAGUGCGACCGGUCUUUUCGAAAAGCUUCAGAGUUCACAUUGCACCAAUACACCCAUGAUCUCGAAAAACAUACUAGGAAUAAAAUGUUUCAGUGUUCGGAAUGUAAAAUUCCACUGAGGACCAAAGCACUGUUGGCUAAACACCUCGAAGCGUCCCACGGAAGUCGUAUAGACGAGAGUGUGACGGCCAACAUUGAUCCCUGUGCAUCAACACAGUCUGUUCUCGGAGGAUCAGCGCCAAUCGCCUCAAACCCACGAUCAUUCGUUUGCACUGAUUGCAAUAUUGGUUUCCGAAAACAUGGCAUUUUGGCCAAGCACUUGAGGUCAAAAACUCAUGUGAUGAAGCUGGAAACCUUAAAAAGGAUUCCGGAGGAUUCUCUUUCUUUGAUCACCAGGAAAGACAAUGGCGCAUGUCUCAACAGUGUCGAUACGACGGACUGUGAGAAGGCUCGAAAUUCCUUGUUUGAAAUAGUGGAGGCGAUUCGUGCUGAAAAUCAGCGCAGUUCGUUGCAAACGGUAUCGGUUUGCCGUCCGUCUGGUUUCAGACUAGAAUUGGAGAGUACGAGCACCGAGAGCGUGAAGAGUCGAGAGGAUCCUGAGACUCUGCCAGUUGUUCUAGCGCAGAGAGAGCCAGUUGACACUCCAUGCAGCGGGCGGCGAACUGAUGCGGGGACCUCUAGUUUGCAGUACCUCUUUUCCGAUAACCUCUCCAGCGCAUCAUCUGAACCCAGUCUCUGCGAAAAACGGGCCGUCUCAUUAGCACGAUUAAGUCCAAAUCACCAUUGUCAAGAUGAAGGAGGGAAUGUCAAGCAGGUCUCGGCAAAUCUGUGGAUACCUCCGCGUAUCGAUGCAGAUCGCUCUCUACCCCCUCGUACAGAUUCGAACAAUAUGCGCUCUGUUCAGGAGGUCGUCACGCAGGAACGAAGUGCUUGCUCAUCACCUCUCAUGCGCGUGUUAUGCAAUAAUGGUUAUGCUUGUUCACCUCUCAUGCUUCAAUGUACCAAAUGUCAAAUAUGUGGGGUUAACGCUGAUUCUCCCAUAGAUUUACAGGUACAUCUUUAUUCGGACCAUAUCUCCAUACGGGAUGGAAAAGAUCUGAAAUGUCCCAAACGGAACUGUGAUAAGGUAUAUCCGAACAAGGACAGUCUCCGGCUUCAUAUCGUUGCUCAUUAUCAGCACUGUGUCGAUGCGACUCUUGGCAUAGAAGCACGCGAAGAUGACUCGGUCUCGUCGGUGACCUCCUUGUUAGCAAGUCGCUUGACCGAAGACAUCUCAGACCAGCGUGGCUCGCCUCUGUCCGAUGAAAGUGACUCCUCUUGGCCAAGCGCCGACGUAUCACGUGUCGCAUCCGCUUCAGAUUUGAAAAGAAGUCAAGAGGAUGAGCAAUUAUCCCUGCCCUGUACGUUGUGCAAUAAGUCGUUCAACUCUGCGGUAUCUUUGCAGCAGCACUGGUUUGGUCAUGUGUCCUCAAGAGUGCACGCUUGCCAGGUAUGUGAUAUUGGUUUCACAUCCUCUGAUGCCCUGCCGCAGCAUUUCAUGUCUUACUCCACAGCGCCCAAACGUUAA
Messenger RNA from Ostertagia ostertagi, 4530 nucleotides. The record is from the annotation of a GenBank genome assembly. Lineage: Eukaryota; Metazoa; Nematoda; Chromadorea; Rhabditida; Trichostrongylidae.